GCCGCGCGGGCUGCGAUGUCGGGGUCCCGGAUGUCGGGGUCCCGGCCGGGGCGCGGCGAGCCGGGGGCCGGGGGCGCGCGGCGGGCGCGGGAGCCGCCGGAGCAGGAGCUGCGGCGCCGCCGGGAGCAGAGGCGGCGGCGCCACGACGCGCAGCAGAGGCAGCAGCUCCAGCACCUGGAGUCCUUUUAUGAGAAACCUCCUCCGGGGCUCAUCAAGGAAGAUGAGACGAAGCCGGAGGACUGUAUACCAGAUGUGCCAGGCAACGAGCACGCCAGGGAAUUCCUGGCUCAUGCGCCAACCAGAGGGCUCUGGAUGCCCCUGGGCAAGGAGGUCAAAGUGAUGCAGUGUGAGUGCAAGCGCGUCCGGUGCUCCGAGACACGCGCAGGUUGGCGCUGUAAACGGUACGGUCACCGAACGGGCGACAAGGAAUGUCCUUUCUUUAUCAAAGGCAACCAAAAGUUAGAGCAGUUCAGAGUAGCACAUGAAGAUCCCAUGUAUGACAUCAUCCGAGAGAAUAAAAGACAUGAGAAGGAUAUAAGGAUACAGCAGUUAAAGCAGCUGCUGGAGGAUUCCACCUCAGAUGACGAUGGGAGCAGCUCCAGCUCCUCGGAAUGUAGGGAGAGGCACAGGAAGAGGAAGAAGAAAGAAAAGCAUAAGAAGAAGAAGAAAGAGAAGAAAAGAAAGAAGAAACGGAAGCAUAAGUCUUCCAAGUCAAGUGAGAGCUCGGACUCAGACUGACAGCCGCCCGGCCUGUCCGUGUUCUCGGCUCAGAAUCACACGCUGUGGCCGAGAACAGAGGGCUGGAGGCGGAGAGGGGACGCCCAGGACCACAUCUGGUGUCACACACACGAGUGACCUCUCACCCACCUUCCCGGGAAGCUGUGACCCCCGAGAGAGACUCUUCCAGGUGCCCAGGCUGGACGGUGCUGACUUUGCAGGACAGGCCCUGCCAGUCCCCCUCCUGCCGGGCACUGUGGCCCGCGAUGCCCAGAAAGCCGGGGUGUCCAGACGACAGCCUCUGAGGACACGCCUCCGGGGGCUGCACCUCCACACGAGGCUGCUGAGUUCCCACUUCAGGCUCCACUCUGGUCUGUUGUUGAAGAUAAUAAAAGCUCAUUAUUUAUUUUUCAAA
Molecule: messenger RNA, 1132 nt
Organism: Pipistrellus kuhlii (Kuhl's pipistrelle)
Lineage: Eukaryota; Metazoa; Chordata; Mammalia; Chiroptera; Vespertilionidae
Product: retinitis pigmentosa 9 protein
Exons: 7
Coding region: 16-738 (240 amino acids)
Biological process (GO): RNA splicing
Source: RefSeq, a predicted model, not a curated record